GUUACUUUGGUAUAUAUGUCUGCAAUAUGUUUGAUACUGGACAGGCCUCAUAGGUGUUAAAGUUGGAGAGACUCCCUAGAGUAUCUAUUGAAACACUUUUGUGACGUUGCUGCAAAUAAAGAAUACCAAAAUGCGGAUUGGCGGUUGCGACCGUUGCUGGUGAAAUGCUGAGAUAUGCUAGAGAAGACACACAUUAUCUUCUGUACAUAUACGAUCUUAUGAAAAGAAAGCUGCUUUCAUCAACAGAUCCAAACUGCCCUGAAGCAUCUCUUGUUGAGGUAUAUCAACGCAGUUAUGAUCUAUGUAUGCAGCUCUAUCAGAAAGAGAUUCUGACUGAGAACUCAUAUCUAAACAUAUACGGGUUGUAUGAUGCUGAUCUCAACGGCCAGCAACUUGCGAUUGUUGCAGGAAGUCACUGCUUUUUAUUUUCUCUGCAAAGAUAUAAUAAAUAUAUGAACAACUACUAG
Helianthus annuus (common sunflower) is the source of this 467-nucleotide messenger RNA. RefSeq names its product protein RRP6-like 1. Gene Ontology annotation, cellular component: nucleolus; nuclear exosome (RNase complex). The transcript has 6 exons. Gene Ontology annotation, molecular function: nucleic acid binding; 3'-5'-RNA exonuclease activity. The coding region runs from base 165 to 467 and encodes 100 amino acids. The record is from RefSeq and is a predicted model, not a curated record. Lineage: Eukaryota; Viridiplantae; Streptophyta; Magnoliopsida; Asterales; Asteraceae. Gene Ontology annotation, biological process: TRAMP-dependent tRNA surveillance pathway; exonucleolytic trimming to generate mature 3'-end of 5.8S rRNA from tricistronic rRNA transcript (SSU-rRNA, 5.8S rRNA, LSU-rRNA); nuclear polyadenylation-dependent snRNA catabolic process.